UCCGAGGAAGGCUGCGGUGGUCAAACUCGUGAUAAACUCCCCCCACCCCCUUCCAUCUUUUCCUCCUCUGCUCUACAACCCAUGACUACCUCUGCACCUCCACCCCCACCCAACCCGUGGAGGGUGGGAUAUUAACCUGAAGGACAGGUGGGCUCCAAGGAGUUGACUGUUUGGAGUUGGGUUUCUGUUCUUGACACAAACACACUACGCCUGCCACAGACCUCUCUCCCCAGAUCAUGGUUCCUGUUUCAGAACAAGCUGAUGACACAGAGAAACACAUGAAACAACUCAAUGAGAAAACUGCCUCUAUGGCUCCAGCUCACUCCACUGUGGCCCUGAUCGAGGGGGGGUCUGAUGGAGAGGAGAACCCAUGGGAUCUUCCAGAGCUCCAGGACAUGGGUGUGCCCUGGUCAGAGCUGGACACCAAGGGGAAGGUGCAGAGGGUGGUGUUCUCUGUGGGGAAACUGGUCCUCCUGGUGGGCCUGCUGUACAUGUUCAUCUGCUCCCUGGAUGUCCUCAGCUCCGCCUUCCAGCUGGUUGGAGGUAAGGUUGCAGGGGACAUUUUCCAGGACAACGCGGUGCUGUCCAACCCCCUGGCAGGCCUGGUGAUUGGGGUGCUAGUCACUUUGCUUGUCCAGAGCUCCUCCACCUCUUCCUCCAUUGUGGUCAGCAUGGUCUCCUCCGGACUAUUAAAGGUCCAGUCUGCUGUUCCUGUGAUCAUGGGCACCAACAUCGGAACCUCCGUUACCAACACACUGGUUGCCAUGACACAAGCCGGAGAUCGCGACAAAUUCCGCAGGGCAUUUGCCGGGGCCACUGUUCAUGACUUCUUCAACUGGCUGUCAGUGCUGGUGCUGCUGCCCCUGGAGCUGGUGUCAGGCUACCUGUACUUUGUCUCCAAGCUCAUUAUUGAGUCCUUCAACAUCCAGAGUGGAGCGAAUGCUCCCCAGCUUCUCAACGUCAUCACCGACCCCCUCACCCUUUCCAUCAUAGAGUUGGACGAAACUGUCAUAAGUGAUAUUGCCACAGGAGACCCUGAAGCCAGGAAUAAGAGUCUCAUCAAGACUUGGUGCGAAACCUUUACCAACAUGACCCAAAUGAAUGUGACAGUUCCUGGCCCAGAAAACUGCACCUCACCAACCCUGUGUUGGUUUGAGGGGAACAUCACCACCACCCUCAAGAACAAUUCAGACACCUUCAACGUUGCAAAAUGCAAGCACCUCUUUGUGGACGUGCCACUGACGGACAUGGUGGUGGGCCUCAUCUUGCUGGCCUGCUCUUUGCUGGUGCUCUGCAGCUGCCUGGUCUUCAUUGUCAAGAUGCUCAAUUCCAUGCUCAAAGGACAGGUGGCCUUGGUCCUCAAGAAGAUCCUCAACACUGACUUCCCUUUCCCGUUCGGCUGGGUGACGGGCUACAUAGCCAUCUUGGUCGGAGCAGGGAUGACUUUCAUCGUCCAGAGCAGCUCAGUCUUCACCUCUGCCAUCACUCCACUUGUGGGUAUUGGGGUGAUCAGCAUUGAGAGGGCGUACCCUCUGUCUCUGGGGUCCAAUAUUGGAACAACAACCACAGCUAUACUGGCAGCAUUGGCCAGUCCUGGAAAAACACUGGACAACUCUUUACAGAUUGCGCUGGUCCACUUGCUGUUCAACAUUUCAGGCAUCCUGUUGUGGUACCCAAUCCCCUUUACCCGUGUGCCGAUCCGAUUGGCCAAGGCGCUGGGCAACAUAACGGCGGGGUAUCGCUGGUUUGCUAUUGUCUACAUCCUGUCCUGCUUCUUUGUCCUGCCCCUUUUCGUAUUCGGCCUCUCAUUGGCUGGCUGGCAGGUCUUGGUGGGGGUAGGGGUGCCCCUGGUGGCCAUGAUCAUCGUGAUCAUCGUGAUCAAUGUGCUGCAGAGCAAGUGCCCCCGCUGUUUGCCGACAGUACUGCACUCCUGGGACUUCCUGCCUCUUUGGGCGCACUCCCUAGCACCCUGGGACCGGGUUGUCAAGGUGAUGGCCGCCAAGUGUUGCUGCUGCUGCAAAUGCUGCCAGCCUGCUAGCGAGGCGGAGGGGGAAGAGAAGAAACUGACCAAGUUGGAGAUGUACGAUAAUCCAGUGAUUCCCUCGGAAGUGAAACCAACGAAAAAGGAGAAACAGAUGCACUUCAGUGUUCUUCAAGCCACACAGCUUUGACCUCAAACUGAUCUUUCUCAUACUAUUUUUCUUUGAGGUACCUCUAAGUAACCAAGAUAAUGUAAUAAAGUGGUUUUACCCCUCUGUGCGAUGCUUAGAAAGCGUUAGCAGCAUGUAUGAGGCCUUUUCUACCUACCUGCCUUUAAAACUGGUAAAAACGUAUAUUUCAUCUCCUACUCAAAGCUUUCUGUCAAUUUGGUCACAUCAUGUUGCAAGUUUUAAAACCUCUAUUUGGCUAAUAUUAUUACUGUGUAUUUAUUAUUUACACUGUAUACACAACACAUAGUUUUAAGGUGUUAUUUUGUCAGUGAAAAUACCUUAAUUGUAUUCAAGGAAUAUAUAUCCCAAGAAAUUGAGGAAUCUUAUGCUAUUUUAUUAUAUUUCAAGGUUUCUAUUUUCUGUAUUUAUGAAAAAUUGUUUAAAUUUUAAACUAAGGUCGGUAGGAGGUUGUAAAUAAGCAAUACAUUCAUCAAA
Osmerus eperlanus (European smelt) is the source of this 2645-nucleotide messenger RNA. Its product is annotated as sodium-dependent phosphate transport protein 2B-like. Gene Ontology annotation, cellular component: brush border; vesicle; apical plasma membrane. Bases 237 to 2171 code for a protein of 644 amino acids. The transcript is spliced from 13 exons. The record is from RefSeq and is a predicted model, not a curated record. Gene Ontology annotation, molecular function: sodium:phosphate symporter activity. Lineage: Eukaryota; Metazoa; Chordata; Actinopteri; Osmeriformes; Osmeridae. Gene Ontology annotation, biological process: intracellular phosphate ion homeostasis; sodium-dependent phosphate transport.